AUGGCUCAAUUUUAUUAUAAAAGAACUGUCAAUUCCCCGUAUCAAGAUCGGAUUCCAUUACGUAUUGUCCGUGCAGAAUCAGAGCUAUCCCCAUCAGAGAAGGCAUACCUAUGUGCUGUAGAGAAAGGCGACUACGCCAGCGUGAAGCAGGCACUUGAAGAAGCCGAAAUAUAUUUUAAAAUCAACAUUAACUGCAUUGAUCCUUUGGGAAGGACAGCGUUACUUAUUGCCAUUGAAAAUGAAAACCUGGAACUAAUUGAGUUACUCCUAAGUUUUAAUGUCUAUGUUGGUGAUGCAUUAUUACAUGCGAUACGCAAAGAAGUAGUUGGAGCUGUUGAACUACUAUUAAAUCACAAAAAGCCAAGUGGAGAAAAGCAGGUUCCACCAAUACUUCUAGACAAACAGUUCUCAGAAUUCACUCCAGACAUCACACCAAUUAUUCUGGCUGCUCAUACAAACAAUUAUGAAAUCAUAAAACAUUUAGUACAAAAAGGUGUUUCCAUACCAAGACCCCAUGAGGUUCGCUGUAACUGUGUUGAAUGCGUCUCAGGAUCAGAUGUAGAUAGCCUUCGGCAUUCUAGAUCACGGCUAAACAUCUAUAGAGCUUUAGCAAGCCCAUCGUUAAUUGCUUUGUCAAGUGAAGAUCCUUUUCUAACUGCAUUUCAACUGAGCUGGGAGCUACAAGAGUUAAGCAAAGUGGAAAAUGAAUUUAAAUCUGAAUAUGAGGAACUAUCAAGACAAUGUAAGCAAUUUGCAAAGGACCUUCUGGAUCAGACAAGGAGUUCUAGAGAGUUGGAAAUCAUUCUUAACUAUAGGGAUGAUGGUGGACUAUUAGAUGAACAGAAUGGCAAUGAUCUUGCCAGAUUAAAAUUGGCAAUAAAGUACCACCAGAAAGAGUUUGUUGCCCAGCCAAAUUGCCAGCAGUUGCUUGCUUCUCGUUGGUAUGAUGAAUUCCCUGGUUGGAGAAGACGCCACUGGGCAGUAAAGAUGCUGACAUGUGUGAUAGUAGGACUUCUUUUUCCGGUCUUCUCUAUACUCUACCUGGUAGCUCCUAAAAGCACCUUGGGAUUAUUUAUCAGGAAGCCAUUCAUCAAAUUCAUCUGCCAUACAGCAUCAUAUUUGACUUUUCUAUUCCUCCUUCUGCUUGCUUCACAACUUCCUAUCAAAAAAGAGCUUCAAGGACCUCCGCCAACUUGUGUCGAGUGGAUGAUAUUACCGUGGGUUUUGGGUUUUAUAUGGGGAGAAAUUAAACAGAUGUGGGAUGGAGGAUUUCAAGAUUACAUCCAUGACUGGUGGAAUUUAAUGGAUUUCGUGAUGAAUUCAUUGUAUUUAGCAACUAUUUCAUUAAAAAUUGUUGCAUUCUUAAAGUAUCAAGGACAACUGAGCCGAGCAGAAUGGGAGAUGUUUCAUCCUACACUGGUUGCUGAAGCAGUGUUUGCCAUUGCAAACAUCUUUAGUUCUUUACGUUUAAUCUCAUUAUUUACUGCUAACUCUCAUCUGGGUCCUCUCCAAAUCUCUUUGGGAAGAAUGCUGCUGGACAUUUUAAAGUUCCUUUUUAUAUACUGCCUUGUGCUAUUAGCAUUCGCAAAUGGAUUAAACCAGUUAUACUUUUAUUAUGAAACACAGGAAGACCAAGAAGCAGACAAAUGCAAAGGAAUCCGCUGUGAUAAACAAAAUAAUGCAUUCUCAACAUUAUUUGAAACAUUACAAUCACUAUUUUGGUCUAUUUUUGGACUAAUCAAUCUUUACGUUACAAAUGUAAAACCAAAACACGAGUUCACAGAAUUUGUUGGUGCCACCAUGUUUGGGACAUAUAAUGUUAUCUCUUUGGUGGUUCUUCUAAAUAUGCUAAUAGCUAUGAUGAACAACUCAUAUCAACUAAUUGCUGAUCAUGCAGACAUUGAAUGGAAAUUUGCCAGGACAAAGCUCUGGAUGAGUUACUUUGAAGAAGGAGGGACACUUCCUACCCCCUUUAAUAUAAUUCCAAGCCCAAAGUCUUUAUGGUAUUUCUUUGUGUGGAUAAAGAGACAAGUAUGUAAGAAGGAAAUUAAAAGAAAACCAGAAACCUUUGGUGCAAUAGGGAGGAGAGCAGCUGACAAUUUUAGAAGACAUAAUCAAUAUCAGGAGGUUAUGAGGAAUCUGGUAAAGCGAUAUGUUGCUGCUAUGAUCAGGGAUGCUAAAACAGAAGAAGGAUUAACAGAAGAGAAUUUUAAGGAGUUAAAGCAAGACAUAUCAAGUUUCCGCUUUGAGGUUUUGGGUUUACUGAAGGGAAAUAAAUUUAAUCUUCAACCUCCCAAAGUAAACAAUGGUGUAGCAGAUUUCUUUGAAACUGAAGAAAAGGAGAAAAGCAAAGAAAAAAGAAGCAGGACACAGAAAAAUCCAUUCAGCCUCUUUGAUAUAACCACUAUGAUUCAUCCAAAAACAGCAGAGAUAGCAUCUGAUAAAAAAAAUACUGUAAUCAAUGGGUCUGCCUUAUUGGCAUCUGAAAUUUCCAAGGAGAAACAGAAAAAGACUAAUUUUGGUCUAUUUCAUAGACAUUCAAAGACAAACUAUCCAGAACAUAAUUCCAAUAAAAUUUACUCUGUUUCAGAAGAAGUUACCAACCAAGAAACAAUUGAUCCAAAAGAAAAAACAUUUGAACUAAAAGUCAAAGAGCUUGAACCAAAUUGUGAACUAAACAUAAACACGCUUAAUGAACAAUGCACAUUAGAUCAAAAUAUACCGAAUACCUCUGAAUGUCUAGCUUUACUUGCUUCCAAUCGUUGUCAUAGUCUUACAGCAGAAGACAACACCAGUACAGAUAACAGAAUAUCUUCUUUGGACCAUGAUAUAUCUUUAGUUGGAAACAGCACAAAAGCAGAAUCUGAUAUUCAGGAAGAUACUGUAACAAGACUGUGAGAGCAAAAAAAAUAGACUUUAAAUAUUUCUGUAUAAAUAAAUCUAUAUUUUAAAUAGUGCAUUUUUUUGGAAUGUCUGAGGGUAUCUUUCCAAAGCCUGUUUAACAACAUGCAAUGAUAUAUAUUUGUUUAGUUUGUGAAGAAAGAGGAUGCACUAAGAAUAUAAUGUUUUAUAACCUGCAUUUAUUCACAAUUUAUUUUAACUUCAUGUCUUGAAAUCAUGUAUUUUUGCAAAUAAACCUAAUACAUACAUACAACUGC
This is a messenger RNA of Bombina bombina (fire-bellied toad), 3158 nucleotides long. It is a transcript of the gene TRPC4, whose product is annotated as transient receptor potential cation channel subfamily C member 4. The record is from RefSeq and is a predicted model, not a curated record. Gene Ontology annotation, cellular component: membrane; cation channel complex. The transcript is spliced from 10 exons. Gene Ontology annotation, biological process: regulation of cytosolic calcium ion concentration; calcium ion transmembrane transport; manganese ion transport. Gene Ontology annotation, molecular function: store-operated calcium channel activity; protein binding; inositol 1,4,5 trisphosphate binding. NCBI's taxonomy places the organism in Eukaryota, Metazoa, Chordata, Amphibia, Anura, Bombinatoridae. Bases 1 to 2898 code for a protein of 965 amino acids.